Teleopsis dalmanni is the source of this 1853-nucleotide messenger RNA. RefSeq lists its product as uncharacterized. The coding region runs from base 30 to 1853 and encodes 607 amino acids. NCBI's taxonomy places the organism in Eukaryota, Metazoa, Arthropoda, Insecta, Diptera, Diopsidae. The transcript has 4 exons. The record is from RefSeq and is a predicted model, not a curated record.
UCGUACACGGACACAAAUUUCGUCGUGGCAUGACAGAAUUCUCAACAAACAACGACAUCAACAACAAAUCACAUCUUUCACAACCGCUUCAAAAUUCACCACGCCACUUUCAACAUCCUACUCAUUUUAAUCAUAACCAACAAAAACAACAUCAAAAUUCUCCUCAGCACAUUGCUAAUAUUAAUAAACAUUUAACUCAUGCAUUAAAACAAAACUUUAACAAUAAAAAUAAUCAACAAACGCUUCCUUUAAAUUCUUCUGCAAAUAUAAAUAAUAAAAACGUCACCCUAACAUCAACAGCAUCAGCAGCAACAACUGCUACCAAUUCACCCACAUCUGCCAUACAUUCCCCAUUGCACACAUAUAGAAAUCCAUUAAAUAGUCCUAACAAUUCACCAUUUGCAUAUGCUUAUUACGAUAAUAACAUCGAUCAACAGCUACAGCAACAGCAACAGCAACAUCCACAACAACAACAACAAUCGCAGCAACAGCAGCAUACAAAGAUCACGUCAUCAGCAUCAUCUCAGCAACUUCAGUUGCUGCAACAGCAUUUGCGUAGCACAAAAUUGCCAAUUCUAACGCAAACACAUUAUCAGCAGCAUUUAAAUGAUUUGUUAUUGCAGCAACAACAUUUGCAACAACAGCAGCAACAAUUGUUAAAUGCCAAAGAUGCUGAUGAUGAACUGAGUGAGGAGAGUCUCAAACAGAAUGUUGCAAUAGUAUUAAAUAAUUUGGAUCGUUAUAAUAACGCGUUGCGCAGCAUUAUUUUGAAUGAGGAAGUGAGCAGCAGUAGCAGCGUCUUCCUGGACGAUAGUUUUCUAAUUGGCAGUAGUGGUAAUAACAAUUUCUUGUUAAAUAGUGGCACAACAAUGGCUGCACCAGCAACACCAGAAUCAGACUACAAUAGCAAUGCAACAACACCGGGGUCGCGUAGUAAUAUGCUUCCGCACGAUAGCAAUAUGUUAACGCAACAGCACCAACAACAACAUUUGGUAGGUUUUGCUACAACAGCAACAGCUUGUGGUGGCGGUGUUGGUAAUAAUAUUAUUAGUAAUGGUAUUGGUGGCUUUUGUUCGCUUGGCAACAAUGUUGCUAGUAAUAAUUUAAAUUGUUCCCUUGCAUCUUCACAUGAUUUUACUCAUGACAAUUCCGAUUAUCAGUGGUUUCUGGAUUACGGCUAUCGAGAUGGUUGUGGCGGCAUGCAACGUAGUGUCUUAUCUUCACUAUCGGCGUCAUACAAUGGUAUAGGCGAUCUAAUCUAUUAUGAGGAUAUUGCCAAAAAUUUAGAUGCUAAUCUUGCCGAAGUUGAUAUGGAAAGUUUUCGUGCUGAAGAUAUGCAUUCAUUGCUCUAUUUACCAUCGUACUGUAAGGGAAUCGGUGGUAAUAGUCGUUUACAGCAGUCGCUUAUGUUGCAACAAAAUAUGUUGCCACAAAUAACACAACAUGGACAUAAUAUUUCACAGACUUCAACUACUUCGACUAAUGAAUUGAUCGACAAUUCAAUUUGUAAAUCGGAGUUGCUUUUUUCACCAGUUAAAGAAUCGCAUAUAUCAGUGGACUCAUUGGAUAUGGAUGCAUAUCCGGAAGAUGGUGAUAUUAUAUUGACUUGCCAGGCGAAUAAAGACAAUUACACAAUCGCAUUUGAGGGUAGCGUGUUGUAUUCGGAUGACAGCUUUUACGCGGAACCAAAUGAUAUUGCCUUGAAGAAUAAACAAAAUUGUAUCAACUUGCAUAAUAACUUGGAUGAUAUCGUCAAACGAAAGUCCUUGGAUGUGUCGAUGUCGCGUUCAGAACAGCAAUUCACACCGCGCAACAAACUACAGAAAAGUAGCACAAUUCAAUUGCAGAGGUAA